ACCAAACAUGGCAGCAAACGGUGAAACCCAGCUUCCGUCCGGUCCGCCACCUACAAUCGAGACAACCUUCCUCAUCGUAGGAGCCGGACCGGCGGGUGCCUCCCUAGGAUGUUUCCUCGCUGCACGUGGAUUGACGGGAAUCAUCAUCUCAGCGGCCAAGGGCACCGCGAAAGAACCGCGAGCUCACAUUACCAACGCUGCGGCGUUGGAAUGUCUCCGAGACAUUGGUCUCGAAGGCCAAGCCAAAGCCAACGCAACUCCUGGAGAGAGCAUGCAGCACACGCGCUGGUGCCAUGACAUGGCUGGGGAAGAGUAUGCUCGCAUUCAUUCUUGGGGCAACCAACCGGAGCGGAGGGGAGAGUAUCACGCUGCCAGUCCGUGUCGACACGUGGAUUUGCCGCAGACGGAGCUCGAGCCCAUCUUGGUGAAGCACGCUUUGGAUAAUGGCUUCACUGUGAGGUUCGAUUCGUCGUUCGUGGAGUACCAGAGGGAUUCGCCGGGUGGACCGAUCACUUCUACUAUCAAGGACGACUUGACGGGACAGACUUACACUAUUCGAUCAAAGUACCUCAUCGGCUGUGACGGUGCACGGAGCCAGAUCAUGCGACAGCUGGAUAUUCCUUUGUUGAAGAAGCCUGGUCAGGGACUCGCGAUCAAUGUUCUAGCCAAGGUCGAUCUGUCCAAGUACAUCAGGCACAGAAUGGGCAACUUGCACUACAUCUUUACACCCGAUCUGGUACAUCCACCAUGGGGCUGGAUGUGCGUGCUUCGAAUGGUGAAAGCCUGGAACGAAUGGAUGUUCAUUCUUCUACCAGAACCGGGCUUUGAGGACCUUCGGGUCCGGCCGAGUCAUGACGAGUAUAUGAAGCGUUUGAGGGAGAUAGACGUCUCGAAAUGGUACAUCAACGAGAUUGUCGCAGAGCGGUACAGUGAUGGUAACAUCUUCUGUCUUGGUGAUGCCGUUCACCGUCAUCCUCCGUUCAACGGACUGGGCAGCAACACAUGUGUUCAAGACGCCUAUAACCUGGCUUGGAAGCUGGCGUAUGUGGAAAAAGAACUAGCAGACCCCAAGUUACUAGAUACAUUCAGCGUUGAGCGGCAACCUAUUGGAGCUGGCGUCGUACAGCGCGCCAAUCAAGGUCUGCGCGACCAUCACGCAGUCUGGGAGGCGUUGGGAGUCCUUCCGAAGGAUGUUGAGGAGCGUAAAGUUCAGCAUGCCGAGCUCUCGGCUCCAACACCUGCCGGUCGAGAACGGCGGAAGCGACUGCAGGGGGCCAUCGCGCACACAGCUCACGAGUUCGGCGCGCUCGGAAUCGAGAUGAACCAGUGGUACGAGUCCUCAGCCAUUUACACCGCGGACGAGACGCAGCCGCGAGAAGAGAAGCCCGCGGACCCCGUUAUGCAGUACCAGAUUACGACGUACCCAGGAGCGAGACUCCCACAUGCGUGGUUGAACAAGCGUGAGCCUGAGGAGUCCAUCAGUACGAUUGACUUGGCUGGACGUGGAGCGUUCUGCUUGUUGACCGGUGCCGGCGGCAAGGCGUGGAAGGAGGCGGCUUUGAAAGCGGGCAAGGAGCUGAGUGUUCCAUUGAAUGCUUAUAGUAUCGGAUGGGCGCAGGACUGGGAGGAUGUGUAUGGAGAUUGGGACCGACGGAGAGUGGUUGAGGAUGAUGGAUGUGUCUUGGUGAGACCGGAUCGUACGGUUUGCUGGAGAAGUAUGUCGAUGUAUGAGGAUUGCGCUGGUGCGGUUGUGAAAGUGUUGAAGGCUGUGUUAGGGAGGACAUGA
This is a messenger RNA of Zymoseptoria tritici IPO323, 1786 nucleotides long. RefSeq lists its product as uncharacterized. The coding region runs from base 8 to 1786 and encodes 592 amino acids. The record is from RefSeq and is a predicted model, not a curated record. Gene Ontology annotation, molecular function: FAD binding. The transcript has 3 exons. Lineage: Eukaryota; Fungi; Ascomycota; Dothideomycetes; Mycosphaerellales; Mycosphaerellaceae.